Molecule: messenger RNA, 1801 nt
Organism: Oryza brachyantha (malo sina)
Lineage: Eukaryota; Viridiplantae; Streptophyta; Magnoliopsida; Poales; Poaceae
Product: myb-related protein Hv33-like
Exons: 3
Coding region: 348-1283 (311 amino acids)
Biological process (GO): regulation of stomatal movement
Source: RefSeq, a predicted model, not a curated record
GAGAUUGGGAGGUAUCUUGAGCUCUAAUCCAGCGACGGGAGAGCGAGGAGGAGGAGGAGGAGGAGGGGAGUGGCAGCUUGCUUAGAAACCACUUGAUCGCUGCCUCAGCUCACCACACACCACCAUAGCUUUCUCUCUCUCUCUAGCCGAGCUGAGCUGAGCUAGCUUGCAGUUCUUGGCAAGCUUCCCCAUAAAUACCCGACCACCAGGCAGCGGGAGAUCGAAGCUGGAAGCUGUAUCCAUCUUCGGCUGCUGAUCGAUCGACGGUUGGUCGGUCGGUCGUCAUCGUCGGCGGCGGCGGCGAGGGGUGGUAGGCUGGUAGCAAGCUACGUAGGUAGAGAGGAGGAAUGGGACGGCUGUCGAGCGGCGGCGGCGUGCAGGCCAAGCUCAGGAAGGGGCUGUGGUCUCCCGAGGAAGACGAGAAGCUGUACAAUCACAUCGUCCGACAUGGCGUCGGCUGCUGGAGCUCCGUCCCCAAGCUCGCAGGGUUGCAGCGGUGCGGCAAGAGCUGCCGGCUCCGGUGGAUCAACUACCUCCGGCCCGACCUGAAGCGCGGCAGCUUCUCGCAGCAGGAGGAGGACCUCAUCGUCGCGCUGCACGAGAUCCUCGGGAACAGGUGGUCGCAGAUCGCGUCGCACUUGCCGGGGAGGACGGACAACGAGAUCAAGAACUUCUGGAACAGCUGCCUCAAGAAGAAGCUCCGGCAGCGCGGCCUCGACCCGGCCACGCACAAGCCCCUCGCCGCAGCGGCGGCGGCGUCGUCCGGAGGAUCGGCGGACACCCAGUUGGCCGAUGAAGACCACAAGCCCCACGCCGACGGUCUCGCCGCGAAGCAGUCGGUGUUCGACCCCUUCCCGGUGACCGACUUCGGCGUCGGCUUCGACCUCGGCGCGGCGAACAUGGCGGCGGCGCUGUACGGGGGCCACUUCGACGGCAAGGACCCCGACGCCGCCGGGUUCGUCGCCGACUACAGCAGCGUGCUCGACGUGUCGGAGAAUCUCGGCUACGGCGCCGAGAGCUCCAGCAACAGCAGCAACUGGACCUGCGCCGAGGUGGGCAAUGUGCUCGACAGCGAGGUGAUGCACUGGGCCUCGGCCACCGGCGCCGCCGCCGCCACCACCGCCAAGGCAGAGCCCUUCGCCGACAUGGAGCAGCAGCACAGCGGCUAUGGCGGCGCCGGCGACGGGCAGGUGGAAGACGACGCCACGCUGGAGCACAAGUUCUCCCUGCCAUGCCAAGAGCAGAGCCUUGCUCACUUCGACUUCAACUUGGAAUACUUCUGAUUAAUUAAUUAAUUUUUACCUCCUUAAAAAUUACCCACUCCAGUAUAUUCUACACGUACAGGAUAAAAAAAAACCCAUUGGAAGAUUAAGAUUAGGAUUGUUAUAUUUUCACUACAUAUUAAUUUUCUCUAGCCCUUUACUCACACUAUUUUAUUUUUUUUCCUUUUUCAUAUGUAUACUAUUUCUUUCUCUCUUUUUUUGAGAAAAUGUAUACUGUUUCUGGUUGGUUAGAAUAAGAGACAGUACUAUACACACGAGAACAUUGUGCACUAUAAUAAUAAUAUUUUUUUGUAAAGAAUAAUUUCAAUUCCUCUCCUCUAUCAUACCUUGUGCUACUAAUUUUCUUCAGGUCACUAAAAGCAUAUGUACUUUUUUUGUUGAUUUUUCACCCUACCUCCUUGGUGAUGAACUAAUCAAUAAUUAUAUCAUCAACCUUAGCUCGCACAUGUUGCUGUCACGCUUUAGCCUUUUCCUUGAUUUGUGUUUCACGAAAGCGGAGAGACGAAGCUAACACACAC